Molecule: messenger RNA, 1731 nt
Organism: Rhinocladiella mackenziei CBS 650.93
Lineage: Eukaryota; Fungi; Ascomycota; Eurotiomycetes; Chaetothyriales; Herpotrichiellaceae
Exons: 2
Coding region: 1-1731 (576 amino acids)
Source: RefSeq, a predicted model, not a curated record
AUGGCCGAAGUGAUUGGCCUGGGGGCAUCGAUUCUGGGUAUUGCCGAUGCCGGCCUUAGAGUGACCACCGCUCUCUACAGAUUCUCAAAGUCUUACUCCUCCGCCGAUACCAAAGUGGAAGGCAUUGCAAGCACCGUCGCCGUCACCGCUGCGAUCUUGACAAAACUGGGCAAUGUCGUCAACGAACACCCGGAUGACUUGCACAAGAUGAGGCGAUGGAGUGUCUUUCCUGACACUAUCGCCGCAUGCCAGAAGCAGUAUGAUGGAAUAGAGAAGGCCCUCCAAAAAGCAAGGCCUGGUAACAUGCGCCCCUGGCAAAAACUGGUAUUCGCUUUAGGCGGAGACGAGGAAAUUGAGGAGCUCUUGAUUGAGUUGGAGAGGACCAAGUCAAAUCUGGAGUUGCUCCUGGGGGCAGUGAAUUAUGACAUCCUGAGGAGACUAGAAAAGGCGAAUGAACUAAGCCCGCAGCUAGCAGAACAGCUCGCUGAGAUAAAGGCCAUUCUCCCGUGGCUUGUGUCGAAUAUCGCCCUACUUGGAGGCCUCCAAAAUCCGGGCAAUGGUGGAUCAAACGACGACACCACGAAAGUUCCGCCACAAUCGAAUGUUCUGACCGUGGUGCCUGUUGGCGAGCCGGGAAUUGCUCCUUUCGAAACCCCAGGCAGCAACCCUGGCAAAUCUCCUGCUCUCAACAACACCUCAAUCGCACGAUUCCCAAAUGGCCAAAGCGACGGCAACCAAGACGGCAACUAUGGGCGGGGACAGCCCUCGACCUGGCCUCAUAGGUUGGGAAAUUCUCAAGGCAGCCCUCGACUGCUAACGGAAGCCUCUCCCAAUCAAGCCAAGAACCCAGAUUCGAACAAGCCGCCCAAAGAUGAGAACACCGCCUAUGAUGGCCCUUCUCAAAAACCUUUGUACCCUUGGGAGACUGAUAUGUCGGGCCCGUUUUAUGAAGCUUGGUCUUUGAUAUAUCAAAAGGAGACCAGGCAGAAAAAGGCAUCCUCGUACGAUUCCGCUCAUGAGAUCUCUAUCAGCUAUUUCCCUAUCAAGCUGACUGUGGCUCCGGUGUCCGUUAAACCCCCCCGGUAUUCUUUCAUCGAGCUUCGAAUCCCGUCCUCGCAGCUGCGUGAUAUUGUCACGAAAAAGAAUCCUUCUGGGCCUCCCAUCAGCGACAUCUUGACAAGUCUUCCCGCCCCAGCCCAAAGAGCAGUCAACAAACUUCUCCAACACCGAUCAUACCGAAGACCCUCCAUAGAGAUGAUCGAAGUAAGAAAAUCCUUUUGGAAAAGAAUGACGUCCCGGGGUUCCAAUCCAUCGCUCGUGAUAUAUUUGAAGUGUGACGUUAGGCCUUCUUCCACCGAGCAAAAGAAGGGCGCGUCCAUCCCAUCACUCUCUUCUGUGGAUACGGACGGACUAUACGACGGCCUCGACGAGGGUACCGAUGCAGACGCCGAAGAACGCCCCGAACGUCCCGUACCAGGCCUCGUAAAUUAUGGACCUAUGAGCGGCACUGAAUACGCACGGACACCCGGGGCAGCAGGCCGUCUUUUCGGAGAACCCGUGGCGUACCAGAGUGAGGUCAAACCGAAGAUACUUCUUGGUGAAACCAUGGAGGCACGACCGCGCCAGAAAUCGCCCACGCAGAGGAUGCCCACAGAGGACGAAGCAGAGAAACUGAUGGAUGAGUUUCUGGCCGGCUUGGAGGCAGAGGAUAAAGCUCAGAGAGCUGAUUGA